Mustela erminea (ermine) is the source of this 870-nucleotide messenger RNA. RefSeq names its product glutaredoxin-1. The record is from RefSeq and is a predicted model, not a curated record. Lineage: Eukaryota; Metazoa; Chordata; Mammalia; Carnivora; Mustelidae. Bases 27 to 347 code for a protein of 106 amino acids. The transcript has a single exon.
UCCCCAGGAGGCAGCCGCCUGUCAGUAUGGCUCAAGAGUUCGUGAACAGCAAAAUCCAGCCCGGGAAGGUGGUCGUGUUCAUCAAGCCCACCUGCCCCUACUGCAGAAGGACCCAGGAGCUCCUCAGCGAGCUGCCCUUCAAACAAGGGCUUUUGGAAUUUGUCGAUAUCACGGCCACCAGUGACACAAGCAAGAUUCAAGACUAUUUGGAAACGCUCACAGGAGCCAGAACGGUACCUCGCGUCUUUAUCGGUAAAGAUUGUAUAGGUGGAUGCAGUGAUCUGACGGAAAUGCAUCAGAGUGGGGAACUGUUGAAGCGGCUGAAUCAGAUCGGAGCUCUGCAGUAAUUCUAGAGCCGAUCCCAGGACGUUAUCCCGGAGAGCUGGAUGCCACUUCAGUUGAUAAGCACACUUCCUGGUGUAGUGGAUCACGUGGUGGAUGGAGCCGGGGCUAAAAGCCACAGCAACUCUUUAUUUAAAACUCUGAAAUAUGUUAACAAAAAAAGGGGGGGGGGUUGGCAAAAAAGAGCUGCUUCUUCUUUUGACUCAGUAUUAAAAGUGGACCAACUUGCCCCAACCCACAGGUCUGAAAAGGUUGGUGGAUAUCUUGGGUUUCUUCUUAAUUGGCCCGUUGGGUUCCAAAAGACCCUGACUGCUAAGUGGAUUAGGAUUCACUCAGUGACCCAAAAGGUCUUCUUUCUCUCUGGCACAUGUCUCUUCCUAACUGCUCUUCAUAUGCUAGGACACCUCUACCUCUAAGCCAGUGUUUCUCGACCAAGUUUAUCACAGGCCCCCUAGGAUGAAUCUGUAAUUGGUUUUUGGCUACUGCCGGAAAGGUACUUCACUGAGAUUGACUUAUAGAAUUUGCAUU